Messenger RNA from Ascoidea rubescens DSM 1968, 819 nucleotides. RefSeq lists its product as uncharacterized. Lineage: Eukaryota; Fungi; Ascomycota; Saccharomycetes; Ascoideales; Ascoideaceae. The coding region runs from base 88 to 735 and encodes 215 amino acids. The transcript has a single exon. The record is from RefSeq and is a predicted model, not a curated record.
GCUAAUGAUUCUGACUUAGAUUUGGAUAAAAAUAGAGCAUUUUACACUUCAAAUAAAGAAAACGAAUAUUCAAAUUCAAAAUCCAAAAUGGAACAUACAAAAUAUAAAAUCAAAGAAUUUUUAAGACCUUUAAUUAAUAAUGUCGAUAAUUCAAAUGAUAAUCAAAAUAAUUCCAAUGUAUAUAAAUUACGAAAAUCCAAAUCUAAACCUCAGCUUUAUUUUUCUAAAAAUGUUCAAGAUAAAGAUUUACUGGAUGAUUUUAGACCUCCUCCAUUGCCCACAAGACCAAGAACAUUUACAUAUUCUUAUGGAUCUAAAUCCACUCCUAAUUCUAAUCCUAAUUCCAAUUCAAGUUUAAAUUUAAAUCUAAAUCCAAACCUAAAUCUGUACACAAACUCAAGACCUAGUUCAAGACCCAGUUCACCUUCUUCGUCUCAAACAACUCUUUCAAAUGUCACUGUUAAAAAGGAAUUGCAUAAACAAAAAUCAUUGGGUGAUUUAAAUUUGCUUUCAAAAAACAAAACAAAUAAUUCUCCAUUGGGUCUAACUCAUUUUAAAUCUGCUUCAACGAUGUUAGAUAAUUUAUCAACCCAAGAAAAUUCAAAAAAUUCAAAAUUUAUUGGACGAAGGUCUAUCAAGUUAAUAGAGGGAAUUGAACAUGGCAAAGUUUUUAAAUUAGCAGCAUUGUAUGAAGAAAGGUUAAAAGGUGUUCAAUUAUUACAUUCAAUAAAAUAAAAUAAAUGAUUAUUUUUGCAAUCAUUUAUUUAUUCCUUUAUUGAUCUUAUUUUAUUUUAUUUGAUUUUAUUAUUUCGUUAUUCC